Malus domestica (apple) is the source of this 1116-nucleotide messenger RNA. Its product is annotated as F-box/kelch-repeat protein At3g06240-like. NCBI's taxonomy places the organism in Eukaryota, Viridiplantae, Streptophyta, Magnoliopsida, Rosales, Rosaceae. Gene Ontology annotation, molecular function: protein binding. The record is from RefSeq and is a predicted model, not a curated record.
AUGGCGCCCAGCCUCCCUGAUGAAAUCAAACUCGACAUACUCUCGAGGCUGCCGGUUAAAUCUUUAAUGCGAUUUCGGUGUGUGUGCAAACCAUGGCUUCAUGUAAUCUCCAAUCCUCAGUUCGUUGCGCAACACCAGAGAAACACAGUAGUCACAAGCACCAGCAAGAACAACUUCAAGCUCUUCGUUGCAAAAAUGUCAGACGACCAUCUCGAUCUCCUUUCCAUAGACUAUAAUGAUGAUGUUGUUUCAACCAGAGUGCUCAAUUAUCCGUCAGUAAUUAAACCAGAUAUGGUUAUCGAUAUUUUGGGUUCGUGCAACGGUUUGGUAUGUCUAGAAAUUGACUUUGGCGAAUUCCCUUACAACAUUAUCUUAUGGAACCCUUCCACCGGAGAUACCAAUGUGUUACCGGAACCUCCUUAUGUUGACCGUAAUAAGAUAUUUUACGGAUUAGGGUACGAUUCCUCCGCUGAAGAUUACAAGUUAAUAUUGGGCAGUCGUGACAGUACAACUUCAACUGAAGAACCUUUCCGAUCCAUGAUACAUGUCUUUACAGUUAAAUCGAAUUCAUGGAGGACUUGUCGAGGCCUGUAUUAUCUUGAGAAGAAUGAUCAACGGGGCUGCUUCUUAAAUGGAGCUCUUCACUGGAUCCAGCUUCAGAGAAGAAGUUCCAAGAUUGUCUCUUUUGAUUUAGCAGAAGAAAAUUUUAAGAGCACACUGUCAUUGCCCCAACGUGACGAUAGAGAUAUAUUCGUCGGAAUCGGGACCAGCCAAGACUGUCUCUUUGUGUAUACUUCAGCGCUCCAGGAUAAAACUUUUUCGAUAUGGAUUAUGAAGGAAUAUGGAGUCAAGGAAUCUUGGACAAGAGUCGCGAAAAUUUCAUCAACGAGAUUAGCUAGACAGAUUUUUGUUGACUUUUGUGAUCUUACUGUGAUGCCUGUAUGCAUUUUCGAGAGUGGUGAAGUUUUGCUGGAUCAUGAGGGAAGGAUCUUGGUGAUCUAUAAUCCCAGGCAAAAAACAUACAGAAUUAUUAUCGAGGCUGACGACGAAAACGACGUUGAAGCAGUUACUUAUCCAGAGACUUUGGAUUUACCUGGAGGUGGUGCAUACAUGUGA